UGGAACGGUAACGACGGGAAUGCACAGUUUCUUCAAAGGAUGAGUGGUGGAUAGACACAGUGUGAACGUUCAUAGCUUAUAGAUCGAUGUUGUAGUUUACUCGUCAAGUUUCGUCUGCUACAGCUAGUAGUUGGAAUAUCAUUCCUGUGUGCGCUAUGUGUUUUUGACAUCGAAUUUAUCGUCGACAGCCAGCGUUAACCCGCCAGUGUACUAGAUGUUCACGAUACAGACUCGUACACAAACGGACCCCAGCUUUGCUUGUACCAACGACUGCGGAGUGUUUUCCAUGAACAUGUAAAUAGUAAGGCAUGAGGUGUCGACUUGGUUACAACAGCUUGUGAAGGAGUGAGGCAGGUCUGUCUGCUGCAAUAUAACUGGAGUGGCGGCAAGUCGCCUGUGCCAAACUCUUCGCUACCUUACACGGUAGCUAGCGCCUUUGACUCGAGCUGUCUUUCUAAAGAUAGAUUUUCGCGUAGUAUUACAUGUGUAGUCUUACUAGUAAAGAGAAAUCAGGACCUUGUGCUUUGGUCUCAUUACUACUGAUACCUGUGUAUUGAUUAAAUUGACUUUUCAUAAGAACGAUAGGUACACACCAGCUUUUUCCCUUGGAUAAAAACCAAAUGUGCAAACCCAGCUAUCGGACCUACUGAGAGUGGAAAACAUACACACAUGUUGUAUAUAUAUAUAUCAGUUUUUUGACUGAAUGGAUACUUGUGUUGUGUAUUCUAAAGAGAAGCUCACUUAAGUAUUUUUUUCUUUCUUACCAGAAUUUCAACCAUUCCAAACCUCUAAUCAUGGGUUUUAUGAAAUAUUUGUCUGGAUUUACGAGGAGCAAGGGUUCCUUGCAAGCAGGUAUUGGGGUUGCAUUUGUUUUCGCAUUACUGCUAGACCUCACUUCAGUGUCUCUAGCUCAGUCAUCUUCAACUACAUCCCCAACUGCGCCUACAUCUACAGCUACAGUUAAUGUUACUGAAAAGGUAUGUGACAGGGCAGCAACACCCUGCAAAAAAGGUGUUCUAAUUCCUCUGUGGUCGCCAACUGGAGACCUAAGUGUUGGAGACAAAGCUGCCAGGGCAACAGUUUAUAUGACCGCAAUUAUUUACAUGUUUUUGGGAGUAUCCAUUAUUGCCGAUCGCUUCAUGGCUGCCAUUGAAGUCAUCACAUCCAAAGAGAAAGAAGUGGUCAUCAAGAAACCCAAUGAUGUGACCGCUGUUGUUAAUGUUCGAAUUUGGAAUGAAACUGUCUCUAACUUGACUCUCAUGGCUUUAGGAUCAUCAGCUCCUGAAAUUUUGCUAUCUAUUAUUGAAAUAUGUGGAAACCAAUUCAAAGCAGGAGAGUUAGGUCCAAGUACAAUUGUAGGAAGUGCUGCAUUUAAUUUAUUUGUUAUUAUAGGUUUAUGUGUAUAUUGUAUCCCAAAUGAUGAAGUUCGGCGCAUCAAACAUCUGCGUGUAUUUUUCAUCACUGCAACAUGGAGUGUGUUUGCGUAUCUCUGGUUGUACUUCAUCAUUUCAAUUUCAUCCGUUGGAGUUGUUGAUGUAUGGGAAGCUGGACUAACUUUAUUAUUCUUUCCAGCCACUGUUGCAACAGCAUAUGUUGCUGACCGAAAAAUCCUCAUUUAUAAAUUUUUGUCCAAAAAGUAUCGAACAGGCAAGAGGAAAGGUGUUGUUGUCCAAACAGAAGGAGAUGCUGAAAUGGCAGCAAAUCCUGAAGAUAAUGUCCAGUUCAAAGGAAUGGAUUCUGAGGAUUCUGACGUCAAGACCUUUGAACAACAUAGAAAUGAAUUUAUUGAAAUAAUGCGUGAGCUGAGGAAGAAAAAUCCCAACAUGGACAUGAAAGCUCUGGAAGAAAUGGCUGAAUAUGAAGCUGUAAACCGUGGACCUAAAAGCAGAGCAUUCUACAGAAUCCAGGCGACCAGAAAACUGACUGGUGGUGGCAAUGUCAUAAAAAAGGCUAAGAUUGAACGACGGGCCAGUGUAGAAGAUGUUAAGAUUGAUGUUCGUGGUGAUCCCAACGUCACCAAGGUUUUCUUUGACCCAGGACACUACACUGUCAUGGAAAAUGUUGGUACCUUCAGUGUAACAGUCAGCAGGGAAGGAGGGGACCUGAGUAAGACCCUCUAUGUUGAUUAUAAGACUGAGGAUGGCACUGCCAAUGCAGGUUCUGACUACAUGUAUGCUGAAGGGACCUUGGUUUUCCAACCAGAGGAUAUCCACAAGCAGUUCCCAGUCACCAUCCUUGAUGAUGACAUUUUUGAAGAAGAUGAACAUUUCUACAUCCGUCUCAGCAAUCUACGACUGGGAGACUCGCAGGGCAUGUUCGAAAGUGGAACACAGAAUGCAAAGGCGGAGUUGGAGACACCGUUCAUGGCAACUGUUAUGAUUCUUGACGAUCACCCAGGUAUCUUUCAUUUUGACGAAACUGAAGCUACAGUUACUGAAUCUGUUGGAGAGAUGGGUGUUAGAGUUGUUCGGUCAUCUGGAGCACGUGGAAUAGUGAAAGUGCCGUUUCAUACAGUCGAUGGAACAGCAAAGGCUGGACGUGACUACGAAGUGGAAUAUGGUGAACUCACCUUCGAUAAUGAUGCAACUGAACAAGAGAUAAGGAUACGUAUCAUUGACGAUGAAGAGUACGAGAAAUCUGAAGUCUUCACUGUCAUCCUGGAUGAACCAUACCUGGUUCGAAAAGGCUCAGACGAAGAUUCUGACCAAGCAGAGUCUCCGGUAGCAGUAGGUAAAUACACUGAUGAAAGAGUGACCAGUACUGAGGACCCCAGCCUUGCAGACAUGGCCAAACCUAGGCUUGGAGAUAUUACCAACACGUCAGUCACAAUUAAGGAAUCUCUGGAGUUCAAGAGUGUUGUGGACAAGCUGCUGAAGAAAGCCAAUGUGUCCCUGGUUGUUGGAACAUCGUCAUGGAGGGAACAGUUCACAGAGGCCAUCACUGUCAGCGCUGUAGGACAGCUUGGUGAUGAAGAUGAGUCUGAUGAAGAUGCUGAGGAGAAGUUGCCCAGCUGUAUGGACUAUGUCAUGCACUUCCUCACCCUCUUCUGGAAGGUCCUGUUCGCAUGUGUGCCACCCACUGAUUACUGGGGAGGUUGGGCAUGUUUCCUUGUGUCCAUCCUUGUCAUUGGAUUUCUGACUGCUAUCAUUGGAGAUCUGGCCUCCAGUUUCGGCUGCACUGUGGGUCUAAAGGACUCUGUGACUGCUAUCUCAUUUGUUGCUCUUGGCACUAGUGUACCUGAUACAUUUGCUAGCAAAGUUGCAGCUGUCAAUGACAAAUAUGCUGAUUCUUCUGUGGGCAACGUGACCGGAAGUAAUGCUGUUAACGUAUUUCUUGGUAUCGGAAUUGCAUGGACAAUAGCAGCUGUUUACUGGGCGAUAAAAGGAGAAGUUUUCAAGGUAGAUCCCGGCUCCCUUGCAGUCUCAGUCACCGUAUUCUGCUGCCUGGCAGUUGUUGCUAUAGUCGUCCUGGUUGUGAGAAGACAACCAUUUGUUGGAGGAGAACUUGGCGGGCCCAGCGAAAUUCAAAUAUCCAACAGCUAUCUUCUCGUAUCUCUAUGGCUGAUCUAUCUUCUUAUAUCAUCAUUUGUUGCCUACUGCUACAUCCCUAACUUCUAAGUCCCCUAUGAAUCCAUAUGUCCUGACAGACUCCUUGCCCCUAAGAUGGUGGCUGAGCCAAGCGACUGAAUAUAAUUCAUGUGACUGGAGAGUGCUUGUCAUGGUUGGCUGCCUUAGAUCACAUGAUCUCAAGGAACAAGGCCUGUCAAUCAGUCGUUCAUGGAGUUCGGAAAAUGAAAGAUUUUAGGUUCAGAGGUGGUUUCAAUUUCUCAAGGACUAAAGAGACCAAAGUAUAUAUGGUAAAAGAUGAAUGAAUGACCUUCUGUGAAUUGUUCUGUUAGAAACAAGGAAUUCUUUUUCAUUCCUGCAUGAAAAUUUUGAGUUGACAGGUCUGAAAACUGUAUUGGUGGCAGCACUGAAUGAUCAUGUUGGAUGUCCCGAAAAUUGUUAAUGUCUUCAGUGAUUCGCAUGUGAGCGCAGGCUGGAGUGUUGUCCUCUCAAAGUGAAACACAGAUCUCUGUGUGCUCCAGUACCGAGAAGGGAAAGAGUGGAAGCUAACCUGAACAUCACUGAAUUGCAUAUUUGACAUCGCCAAGGGAACUGACUGGUGAUGACAAUAUGGCAUCAGGGAAAGAGGGUAACUUGUCCUGAAUGAAGAAUGUGUGGAUCAAGAAUUGCAUAGACAGGGCAAGAGUUUCCAUGUCAAGCCGAGGGAACAAUUCCUUUGUGCUAACAGAGCUGAGUGGUGAUUCUGAAAGAACAAAUGUUUUAGAGCCGUAGAUUUAUCUGUACAUAGAUCUAUAUUUAUGUACGGUACACCAUUUGCAAAAAAGUGGUUUUACAUUAUUCUAGAGUCCCAUCACGAUGAACAAGAUUCAGCUAGGUGGGUUAUCUCCCUUUACAUUACCUCAGCUGUGGAAGGUGGCCUACAUAUCGACACCACAUGACUUUUAUGAAAGACAGCUGUUACCUGUUUGAUGUGUCACUGCCUUUACUGCAUUUGACCAUAGUAUACAAGGUGAUGGAGGAGUGUAAAGUGAGAAACCACCUACUGCAGUACACGAAGCCAUAUAUACAUUGUGGUUCCCUAAUGAGUGCAAUCCUAUCCAAUUUUUGUUUCUAUUUAUAUGUGAAGCAUAUUUUUUACUUUUGUUUCCAAGUAUUUAUACAACUAUUUAUCUAUUUACCCUGUAUUGACAGUGAUAUUUAUAGGUGGUACCAUGCCUGUACUAGUUCCCAUAUUAAUAUAAAAUGCAAAAUGUGCAAAAAGAGAAUUUAGUCCUUCCAAUUUAAGAUCACAUUGUUUCACGUCCAUUAUUAAUUCCAAGCUCAUAUCCCAUUUUGAAGUUGUACAAUUGUCCAUAUUAAAACACAUUGCCCAUGAAAGUACACAUGGACGUAUUUCAUUUUUUUCACAAUUCUCACAUUUUAGACGAAUGUACAGAAACAUGAUAAAAAAUACUUCAUUUUAAGAUUUUUAACCCAUUUAAUGUUAUUGUAUGAAUCUUUCCAAUUUGAUGGUAGGAUGUGAUUUGUCCAAACAUUGUUAUUUUCCCCAUAGUUUGUUUGAAAUUGUGUGAUUGCCUGAGGAUGUUUAAUUAUCACUUCUACCUUCCUUGUUUGGCUUCUCACGUACAAAGUAUAGUGAGGCCUCGAUUUUCAAGUGCUGAGAAAGCACUGAGCUCCACACAAAAGACUGUGAUGUUUAUAGUUGUAAAUAAGUUCACUUGAUCGGUGGUAAUGGUACAAACCCAACACCACUUCCUGUUUAUCUCGUUUACCCAUAACUCGGAAAAUGUCUCAUUUAAGUCCAUUGUUUUCGUUUUACAGAUCUUUUUAUGAAGCUUCACAACCCUCAAUUCUGUUUUAUUCAAUCAUUACAUUUAUGAAAUAAUGUAGUUUAGUUUCCAACCAUUUUGAUUGUUUGCAGUAGCUCCCUGUGCACAUUCCCUACCUCAGUAACCAAGGACGAUACAUAGUUAUUUCCCCUUAGAUCGUGCCAUCUUCUUUGUAAAAUGCUUGGGGAGUUGUCUGCCCUUUUAUCCCUUUACUACACAUAAUGAAGGGCUACCUUUUCACAACAAUAAAGCUCAGUUUGAUGUUUCAAUUGUAUUUUCAAAAUAUUUUUUGUAAAUUUUAUGUUUGUUUGUCUCCUAUUUUAAUGGUAUCUUUCAGAUAUUUUCACUUUUUGAUGUUUUUGAUUUAACACUACAGGGAUCUUAAGUAUUCAUGGCAGUCCACUGAACCUUAUUACAAUUAGAUUUUUGUUGGGAGUGUUUUGUUUGUCAAAGUAUUUUCAUGAGAAUGUAUAGUGUUCUCAAAUUAGCAUGCAUUUGUUAGGGUUUAUCCAUCCCAGGGUUAAAUUUUUCCCUCUUGCAGAAUUUGCUGGUCUAUUAUCAGUAUUUCUAUAAUUACCACUUGGUAUUUGCAGUGGAACAUGAAGAGAUAGUGCUAUAGAUUGUAUAGCUAUCAAAUCUUAGUUUCCAGGGAGCAAGAAAAUGUUGGAAUGUUUCAGAUCAAAUAAAGUAUUCUCCUUAAAUCAAUGUGUGUAUUCUCACCUUCAAUAGACAUCCUACAAAGUGUUUCUCUGCAUCAUCAUCAUUUCUUAGUCAAAAACUUAACAGGACAUAACUUUUGAGAAAUUGUUGAAUUACACCAGAGUAAAUGGUCUGUUUUAGAUUUCAAAAUUGAUGUACCAAGGUCAUUGAAUUCUAUUUUGAUUUGUUUAUCUUUAGAAAUAUUUAGUUUGAUUAUUCAUUGCUUUUCGACUGGAUAUAUUUAGGAAAGGUAUACAUUAUUAUAGAUGUGAAUACUUUGUUUACAAGAAGUGGGAUAAGAUUGGGUAAUUUAGUUUCUUCUUUCAACAUACUUACUCAUUUUAUAUGUUCUUUUUACUCUGAAAAUAAGUUAUGGGGAUCAUUUUAACCAUGUAAACAUUUUGUACUUGAUAUCCAUGUAGUGAUUCUAAUCCAUUUGUCAAUGAUCUCAGUUUGCUCGUCAUGUACAAGGUCUUAAUCUGUUAAAUGUCUGUUUGGAUUCUGGGGAAGGAAGUGAGGAAGGUCUCUGCAAUGUACUGGAUAAGUGGGAUAACAGUAAUAUGGAGAGGGUAAG
Haliotis rubra (blacklip abalone) is the source of this 6668-nucleotide messenger RNA. Its product is annotated as sodium/calcium exchanger 3-like. Gene Ontology annotation, cellular component: sarcolemma; axon; postsynapse. Gene Ontology annotation, biological process: sodium ion transmembrane transport; cell communication; calcium ion import across plasma membrane. Lineage: Eukaryota; Metazoa; Mollusca; Gastropoda; Lepetellida; Haliotidae. The record is from RefSeq and is a predicted model, not a curated record. Gene Ontology annotation, molecular function: calcium:sodium antiporter activity.